AGUGAAAUCGAACACACCCAACAAUUUGCCUAAUUUGAUAAUCCCAACCAAAUAGCUGCUAUUUCUUCCAACUGCUGGACGGAAGGAAAAAGCUCUGAAACAAAACCCUAACCCUCGAUUCGCCGUAACAACCAAUGGCCAGCGACACCUAUCCCUCCAGCCGCAAGCAGCGCCGAUUGCCCCCAGACGAUGAAGCGGAGAAGUCCUCGAAGCGACACAAACACCGACACCAUCACCAUCACCGCUCCCACCGAAGCAAGAAGCACGGUGAGGAAAGUAAACAUACUGGCGAUGAAACUACUUCUUCUCCUCCGAUGAAUCCUGUUGCUGCUAAUGAUAAUAGGCUUGAUGAUGACGUGGAGGAAGGCGAGAUUUUGGAGGAAGAGGGUUCUGGUGGUGUUACUGUAAGGGCCAUCGAAUUAUGCGAGGAAAAAAUUGAUUCCCAAAAUCUGGGAGUACAUGCUGACAAUAGUGGCAAUGCUUUAACUAAUUCUUACAAUGCUAACAAGUUUGACAGUAAGGUUAAUUUGCCCAAAGAUCCUAGAGCUGAGGUUCAAGAUGAAUUAGUUUAUAGAGAUAAGCUUGCGGUUCAUACCAAUGGAGAUAUGGGUCAUGAAUAUCACACAGCAGGCAAGAAACGGCAUGCAGAGUCUGGUUCUUCUAAAGGAAGUCACAAGCAAAAGAAUUACCGUGAUGCUGAUACACCUGAGGGUGCUGAAAGCAAAUUAGGUGAUUGGGGGAAUUCAUCAUCUUCUGAAAGUGGGAGGGAUAAAAACAAGACUAUGACAGGCUCAGCAUCUCAUGAUAGGUACUAUGAUGAGGAAAUUCCUAGGAGAAGAUCAUUGUCACAUGAUUUUGCUAGGGAGAGAUCUCGUUUCCACAGCAUAGUACAAGAGGAGGUUCUUUUGAAGAGAGGGCAACACAAUGGAAGGGCUGAAAUUUUUUCUGAUGAUGAAAGAAUGUCUAGACGUGAUAGGGACCUGAAGCAUGUUAGUAAAGAUUUAGAAAGGGAGCACAGUACCAGUUACAGCAGAAGUCUAGGAGGUGGGGACAGGCAUAGAAGCAGGGAUGCAUGUGGCAGAGAGGUGACCAGGGAGAAGGACAACUGGGAAUGGAGAAGGGAUCAGGUACGAGAGAGAAGCACGGACAGGGAUCAGAGAAGAGAGAAAGAUGGAGAGAGGAGGAGAGACAGGGAUCUGAGAAGAGAGAUGGAACAGGACAGGAGUAGGGACAAGUAUGUGAGUAGAGAUAAGGAAAGGGAGAGGAGCAGGGACAGUGAUAUAAGAAGAGAGAAGGAAAGGGAGAGGAGCUGGGACAGGGAUGUGAGAAGAGAGGAGGAAAGGGAGAGGAGCAGGGACUGGGAUAUGAGAAGAGAGAUUGAAAGGGAGAGGAGCAAGGACAGAGAGAUGGACAGGGAUCGGAGAAGAGAGAGGCAACGAGAGAGGAGCUUGGAAAGGGAGGUGGAGAGGGAUAGGAGGAGGGAUAUGGAGGAGGAUCUGGGCAAGAAAAGGCAGAAAGAAAGAGAUAAAAGCAAAGAUAAAGAUGUUACUAGGUCUAGUGAGAGACACAGAGAUCAGGAAAGAGAGAGGAAGAAGGAUAGCGAUACGUAUAGGGAGAGGGACAGAGUUAGGGGCCAAGAUUGGGAGAGUGAAAGGGAGAGGGAAAGGCGUAGCAAUAGAAAUAGGGACAAAGCCAGUGACAUUAAGAGUGAUUCGACAAAGGGCUAUAAUUCUCAUGGUGAUUCUUUAGAAGGUGACCGAUACAAACUCAGAAGAGAUGAAGAAGAACAGGAUGAUUUUGAAGAAAGGAUUAAUUUAAAACUAGCUGAACAGGAGGAAGAUCUUGAUAGUGUAAAGGAGGAGAGUAGAAAACGCAGGCAAGCUAUUCUUGAAAAAUAUAGGAAUCAGCAAUCACAGCAGAAAAAUGAGGCUCAAUCAGAGGAUGCUGAAAAAGAUGUUGAACCUGCACAACUUCGUGUCCAAUCUUUGCCAGCUUCUAAUUUUGUUCCAGAAACUCUUGAUACUAGGAUUGAUGGUGAUAUCUAUGUUGCCGAGCCAUCAUUUUCUGUAGGCAAGUCGCCUCCACAAAAUGGAACACGGGCAUCUGAGAGGACUUCUGGUGCUGUGGGUCUUGGAGAGGGUACUCCUAAGAGCGAGAGGUCAGAUGAAAAAUAUUGUGAUGACAUAUUUGGCGAGACACCAACUGGAGUUCAUAAAUUGGGCAAAGGAGAUGGUUUACCAAUUAUGCGGAAUGGUCUUCAUGACAACUGGGAUGACUCUGAUGGGUAUUAUGGCUACCGAUUUGGUGAAAUACUUGAUGGUCGGUAUGAAAUUGUGGCUGCUCAUGGAAAAGGUGUCUUUUCCACAGUAAUUCGUGCGAAGGAUUUAAAGGCUGGUGUUGGUGAACCUGAAGAAGUGGCUAUAAAAAUCAUUCGUAAUAAUGAAACAAUGCAAAGAGCUGGUCAGUCAGAGGUUAAGAUAUUAAAUAAACUAGCAGAUCUAGAUCAAGAGAACAAGCGCCAUUGUGUUCGAUUCCUUUCGAGUUUCAAGUACAGAAAUCAUCUUUGUUUAGUUUUUGAAUCUCUUCAUAUGAACCUUCGUGAGGUUUUAAAAAAGUUUGGUCGCAAUAUCGGCCUUAAACUAACUGCUGUGAGGGCGUAUGCAAAGCAGCUUUUUAUUGCACUGAAGCAUCUUAAGAACUGUGGUGUUCUUCAUUGUGAUAUAAAGCCUGAUAACAUGCUGGUAAAUGAGGCAAAAAAUGUGUUGAAGCUUUGUGAUUUUGGUAAUGCCAUGUUUUCUGGUAAAAAUGAAAUUACACCAUACCUUGUGAGCCGCUUUUAUCGUGCUCCGGAAGUCAUUCUUGGCUUGCCUUAUGAUCAUCCAAUGGAUAUGUGGUCUGUUGGAUGCUGCUUGUAUGAGCUUUAUACUGGUAAAGUUCUUUUUCCUGGUCCUACAAAUAAUGACAUGUUGCGACUUCACAUGGAACUGAAAGGCUCUUUUCCAAAGAAGAUGCUUAAGAAGGGUGCAUUUGUUGACCAGCAUUUUGAUCAGGAUUUGCAUUUUCAUGCUACAGAGGAGGAUCCUGUUACUAAAAGGACUGUAAAGAGGAUGAUUCUAAAUAUAAAGCCAAAAGAUAUUGGAUCAAUUGUUACGAGUUCUCCUGGAGACGAUCUGAAGAUGUUGGCCAAUUUUAGAGAUCUUCUGGAUAAAAUUUUUGUAUUGGAUCCUGAGAAGAGGAUGACAGUUCAUCAAGCACAACUUCAUCCAUUCAUCACUGUUGUAGCCGUCUUUGAAGUCAGAAGUGGUGAUGUUUGGUCAGGAGUACUCUUAACUGGCGGUUCUUUCAGGGGAAUGUACUGUUUCUAUUGAUAUCACCCCUUGCUUUGAGGCAACCCUCCAGUGCUUAAAUGCUUAAAAGGCACCCAGGAGAAGACUACUAUUUUGGAGGCAAAUGCUACUGAGAUAUGCUGCUUCAACUUUAAAGUGAAAGUAUGUGGCAUUGUAGUCAUCCCUUUGCAAGGCUUGUAAGUAUCUGCAAUCUUCUUAUGGAUUGCAAGUUUACAUAAGCUUCUUCUUCUUUUUAUUUUUUUAUUUUAUUUUUUUUAUUUUUGAUAUGAUAUAUGGUUUUGAUGUUAUUUUUUGUCAACCUCUUUUUUUGCCAUGGUAUCAUGUGUAAAUACUGCAUGAGAUUCAUGUAUCAUAUCUUUUAUGUGUCAUAUUAUUUUAUAUCAGUUGUGUCUAUGAUACAAAAACGAGGUAUAUCACUGGACAUUCUAUGCCAUGAAGCAUAAGGUUGGUGGAUGAGAUGUUAUUCUUUACCCUGGAAAAACGUAUUUGAAGAACUGAAAAAAAUCAUGAGAAUCUCUUGGAAGCCUAAAGAGUGCUUUAUGUUAUUUAGUGUUUGUUGCUGAAACUUGUUUUGUUGGCUGGAAGGUGCUGUAUCUGAAGGCUUGUGCUCAAUGUUACAACCCUAGGGCUGACAGUCUCGUAAAAGCAGCUUUAGCUGAAAGCCAAACUUAUAUGAACCUCAUGCUUGACAGAGUCUAGCACUCCAACCGAACUGUUCUGAGUUUGAAGCCCUAAAAUGCAAUCUUCUAGGGCUUGAACUCUAGGUCUCUGUAGAAUUUCCAUUUUUAAAUUAUGUAUGCUUUAGGAGGUGGAGUGGAUCCCUAAUUUGCCCAUGCUUAGCUUAUAUGAGUCUCAUAUAAUCUCUUUAGUGCACAUACUAAAAUCAUAACGACAAUGUCGAGCAAAGGCUAAUAAGGCAUAUCAUAUGAUUGUAACACUAAUUAAUAUAAUUACCCAAAUCAAUGUAAUCAAAAGACUAAGAUGGUUGUAAAAUGCAUCAUAAUUUGUAGUUUCCUGUCAUUAGGGUUAAAAAGUUUUUCCCCCCUUCUCUAGCCUUGAAGUAUUGUCUAAUUAAUCAAUUUUGCCACAACUCGUUGAUUUAGCUUGCUUAGGUAUAUUUUGUAGUAUGUCUUUGUAAACUGAACAAUUUUGUUAUGUAAUCACCCACUUGAUUAUGGUCACUAGUUGAGCCUAGCUCGCAUAGGUUUCUGGUAGUUUUGCUUUGUAAAUUAAUGAGUAAAAACAAAUGUUUAAUAAUAAUAAUAAUAAUAGUAGUAAUAAUAUGAUGGAAUACGAUAAAAUGAUAUAAUAUAAUUUAAUCUCUUUUUUUACCCUUGGGGUGGCGUUUGGUACAAGGCUAACAACAAAUAAUUAUUGCUUAACUUUUAACUCCUCAUUAAUGUUGUUUGGAUACUUAAAGAGAUUAGUUAACUUUUCAUUUCAUUAAUGCUUAUACUUCAGGGGUUAAAUGUUAGCCUUGGUACGAGGUUAGCGGAGAGUAAUUAUUAACCUAAUUAACUCCCUGAAAAGGUUAUAAAUAUUAAUGAGGUAAAAAGUUAACAUAGUCCCUUUAAGUAUCUAAACAACAUUAAUGAGCGGUUAAAAAUUAGAAGGGUAAUAAUUGCUCCUUUUUAAUAUCGUACCAAACGCCCCCUAAAGAUUAGAACUUACAAAGGUAACAUUUAACUCCUGAUUUUUUAACUUUCUAUCAAACACAUUCUUAUUGAUAAGAAAUGGGGAUUAAAUAGUUGCACUCUGUUUGCUUAGGCUUUUCCUAUUAAAUAUUGCCAGUUUAGCUAUAUGCAACAAUUAUUUGUUCAAAAAUUGAAAUGUUACAUAAAGUCUUAAAUGAGGACAUCAAGUUUCCAAAGAUAGCUGCAUGUACGUCUCUCCAAGAUGCUGAGAUUGUGUGUGAUCCUAUUUUUAUUAUUAUGGUGGUGAUGAUCAGUAGUUUAUUGCAUCAUAUGAUCUCCUUUUAUUAGAAGCAAUGAGCCUUAGCUCAUGGUGCUAGAGUAUGUAUCUAGGGUUGUGAAGUUCUGAGUGUGAACUUAAAGUCAAAAAAUUGAAACACUUCUUUUAUGAGAAGCAGAACAUGGAAGGAUAUAAAAAGGAUGCUAUCUUUAGGUUGUGGUUUUGCUGAGGAAUUCAAUUCUCUUAAAAACUCAAGGAUAUAAUUUGUUGUACUUGAAGAUGUUUGUUAACCCUUCUAUCCAAAAGUAUUGAAAUUGAUGAUGAUUUACCCAGUAUCUAACCAACUAACUUCAGGAUGCAUUCAAAAUUCUCAUGCAUCUUUUCUUAAGCAUGCAUUCAAAAUUCUCAUGUAUUUUUUCUCUCAUAUUUAAGUCAGUGCUGCAGAUGUGUAUUCCUAAAUUGAGAUGGGUAGGGAUUUGAUUUCUUCCAGAAUUUUUUUUUUCUAAAAAAAAAAAAGGAAUAAACUUUUCAGUGUAUCAAAUUUCCUGGACUCAGAAUAUUGAUAACCUAUUGUUGUACAAAUAUUGCAGUUGCUUCAUGAUACUAGUGCAUCAAUAUACUUGGCAGUUACAAGUGAGUGAUUUUCAUGAAUAGCAUUUACAUUAUUUAUACCUGCUUUUCUGAUUAAUAAUCUUUUUUUUUUCUCCCUCGAUUAGUGCUCUAUGUAUAUUUUAUUUAUUUAUUAUUUGAUUGACUUGAUGGUUGCUAUUCGAGGCUUUAUAAAGGCAACAUUUUGUGAAAACAGGCGACUAAGUAAUGACGAUGUAAAUUUUUAUACUGGAGUUUGUAUUGAUUGUUAUGUUUGGCAUCUUAAUAUCUGCAACUUCAAAUGACAGUGAAUUGAAUUUACUGUUUUCGUUCCAA
Hevea brasiliensis (rubber tree) is the source of this 6182-nucleotide messenger RNA. RefSeq lists its product as uncharacterized. Gene Ontology annotation, molecular function: ATP binding; protein serine/threonine kinase activity. The coding region runs from base 135 to 3368 and encodes 1077 amino acids. Gene Ontology annotation, biological process: mRNA cis splicing, via spliceosome; peptidyl-threonine phosphorylation; peptidyl-serine phosphorylation. The transcript is spliced from 16 exons. Lineage: Eukaryota; Viridiplantae; Streptophyta; Magnoliopsida; Malpighiales; Euphorbiaceae. The record is from RefSeq and is a predicted model, not a curated record.